GCCAUCCAUCGCUGCGUGGUCAUAUCAUCCCGCAUCCAUUGUUGUUCUCAAUUUGUUCACUGACCCUCGUGACCCUUAAAGUAUAUUUGCAACAUAAAUUUUGUCACUUCUUUUUGAUAAAUAUUGGCUAUCGAGGGAAUAUUCACUGAGCAAAAUGGAGAACAACAGCGAAGUUUCGCCUUCAAAACACCGAAAUGGGAAUGCUUAUAGAACUGAUUUCAUCGCUUGGGAUGAGUAUUUCAUGGCCAUUGCCUUCCUCUCGGCGCAGAGAAGCAAGGAUCCACACACGCAGGUGGGGGCAUGCAUUGUUGAUGAGAUGAAGAGAAUUGUUGCUGUUGGAUACAACGGAAUGCCCAGGGGCUGCAGUGAUGAUGAGUUUUCGUGGAAUAAAAGCAGUGAGGACGAACUAGACUCUAAAUUUUUGUUUGUCUGCCAUGCAGAAAUGAAUGCAAUUAUGAACAAAAAUUCCUACGACUUGAAAAACUGCACCAUCUACGUAGGAUUGUUCCCUUGCAACGAGUGUGCAAAGAUGAUAAUUCAGGCUGGGAUUAAAAAAGUCAUUUACAUGUCUGAUAAGAACAGCCAGAAGACCCAAACCAUCGCCUCUAAGAUGAUGUUGGACGCUGCUAAGGUCGAGUACAGACAAUUCAUCCCGAAGAGUGGGCAAAUCACCAUUAACUUCAAUCAAAUUGAUUGGAAUAAACAGAAUCAGUUACCAGAGACACCAGCAAAGAAGCUGAGAGGUUCAUGACUUUAGUACCGAGGAGAACGAAAAGAAAAUGGACUGGUUUUAACAGUUUUUUAACUGCUUUUAGUGAGAAUUGAGAGGUAGACAAAGUUCAACCAAACUAUUAAUCAUAAUACGUCAUUAUACUUCGAGGUAAAAAAAUGCAAAAAAGAUAUUUAUUAAUCGUUGACGAGUUGACAAAUAAUGAGACUUUAAUCGUUAUAUUUUUUAUUGGACGCGUUCUUUUGUACAAUUUAAGAUAAGUGACAAGGAACUCCUUCAGCUACAUUUACCAGGGUGCAUUAAAUCAUAAAUAGGAAUUUCCAUUACAAAUAUUUCGGGCUAGCAUUAAUCAAGGAAGUUGUUUCAUCAUUUGGCAAAAGUCCUAUUUUUAUUAUGUUCUCGAUUUUUUGGUCAUUGUGAAAUAAUUUUGUGGAAAUUCGUCUUGUUUUAUUCGUUAUUUAAACUUCCGUCUUGAGGAAUAAAAAAUGUUAAUCAGCUUUUAUCACAUCAUUCAGAUAUUUGAAAAAUAAUAUUGAAGGGAUGUAUUAAUGUUUUACUGGAGAAAAAAAUCGAAAUAAAAAUGAAGAUAUUUUU
Messenger RNA from Diachasma alloeum, 1324 nucleotides. Its product is annotated as deoxycytidylate deaminase. Gene Ontology annotation, molecular function: dCMP deaminase activity; zinc ion binding. The transcript has 4 exons. Gene Ontology annotation, biological process: dTMP biosynthetic process; dUMP biosynthetic process. NCBI's taxonomy places the organism in Eukaryota, Metazoa, Arthropoda, Insecta, Hymenoptera, Braconidae. Bases 155 to 751 code for a protein of 198 amino acids. The record is from RefSeq and is a predicted model, not a curated record. Gene Ontology annotation, cellular component: cytoplasm.